Molecule: messenger RNA, 1322 nt
Organism: Papilio polytes (common Mormon)
Lineage: Eukaryota; Metazoa; Arthropoda; Insecta; Lepidoptera; Papilionidae
Gene: serpin-7
Product: serine protease inhibitor 2.1-like
Exons: 1
Coding region: 45-1244 (399 amino acids)
Molecular function (GO): serine-type endopeptidase inhibitor activity
Source: RefSeq, a predicted model, not a curated record
CUUCUGUAUCAGUUGUUUUAACCGUUCUGUUGAACUUGCACGAAAUGGCGAUACUAACAUUAUUUAUUUGUGCAUUUAUACCAUCUAUAUUAGCUCAGUGCAGCGUUGAAAAAGCGAAACCAUUCUUAUCAAGGUCUGUAUUCGAAUUUUCAACAGAAUUAAUGAAACGAAUCGCUCAAGACACCGAUAACCAUUUUAUCGCUUCAACAUUGUCACCAUGGACGUUACUAGCGUAUACUUCACUAGGGGCCAAGGAUAAUUCAUACGAAGAAUUAGUUAAAAUACUAAGAUUGCAUCGUCAUAAAUGUUUUAUGAACAAAUUCUUCGAUGUAACUAAAGAGAUUUACACACCAACUGCUGAGACAACUCUAGAAGGAGCAUCAGCGAUAUUUGUUGUUGAUAAUAUCCCAGUGAAUGAACGCUUCCAAGAAGAAGUGAGGAGAGCAGGUCUUGGUGAUAUCAAACAAGUGUCCACAGAUAAUUACGAAUAUGUAGCCGCGACAAUCAAUAACUAUGUAAAAACAGCAACUAAUGGAGCUAUAGAUGAAAUAGUUGUUGCUAGCGAUUUGGAGAACAUCGUUAUGAUGAUAGUCGACGCACUUCGUUUUAAAGGAACUUGGAAAAACCCUUUCCCAGUAAACGGAACACAACAGAUGCCAUUCUACGAUGAAAUGUCGAAUGAAAUAGGUACAGUCAACCUAAUGUCUGUAACAGACGUUUAUAAUACAAGAUUUAAUAAUGAAAUCAACGCGACUGUUGUCGAACUACCUUACAGUGAUAACAGAUUUUCUAUGUUACUGUUCGUUCCUUACGCUGAUGAGAAGUUAAGUAACGUUAUUGAUGCUAUAGGGAAGAUAACACUGAAAUCUAUUUUCUUAGAUUUUGCUAAGAAACAACCAAUGGACGUAGUCGUCAGAAUGCCACGUUUCAAGAUAGCAUCCGAUUUAAAUAAUUUGAGAGAAUUGUUGAUAGAUAUGGGUUUGAGGUCAAUAUUUGAUCCGAGUCAAGCGUCGUUCCCUAAAAUAGCUGAUUAUCCUCUAUAUAUUUCUAAUCUUAUCCAAAAAGCAGAAGUAGAAGUGACUGAGGAAGGUACAAUAGCGAGCGCGGCGACUGAAGUAGAGUUCUCCUUCAAAAGCUUCCCAACAACCGUUGACGCGAACAAACCUUUCUUCUUCAUGAUUGUGGACAAGAAAACGUAUAUCCCAGUCUUCUCUGGAGCAUAUUCUAAGCCAAGUGUGUACUAAUUUUAAACUAUUAUACGCAGUACAGUGUUUUAUGUACAGAAAUGUAAACCAUUUUAAGAAGUUGAAAAACGAAGUAAC